Ceratina calcarata is the source of this 5481-nucleotide messenger RNA. Its product is annotated as atrial natriuretic peptide receptor 1. Gene Ontology annotation, biological process: protein phosphorylation; intracellular signal transduction; cGMP biosynthetic process. Gene Ontology annotation, cellular component: plasma membrane. The record is from RefSeq and is a predicted model, not a curated record. The transcript has 20 exons. NCBI's taxonomy places the organism in Eukaryota, Metazoa, Arthropoda, Insecta, Hymenoptera, Apidae. The coding region runs from base 561 to 4370 and encodes 1269 amino acids. Gene Ontology annotation, molecular function: adenylate cyclase activity; guanylate cyclase activity; peptide receptor activity.
GCGCGCAUCGACGGGUGGUGAUGCCGAGGACUCGGCUCAGUUUCGUUCGCGCGGCCUCAGCUCGCUCGCUUUGACCGGAAAGUCAUCUUCUUCUUCGAAACGGACACGCCGACGUAAAAAAUUAAAGCGCGCGAUACAUACUUCACAGAGAGGGGAAAGAAAAAGGUGUAACGUUUCUAAAAAAUGACGCGAUCGCGCUAGAUCGUUUCCCUCGUGUAUUACGAACAAGAAUGUAUUGUACGAAACGUUUAAAAGAUCAGCAGGAGAAAAUGAUUAUCACGAAUCGAAUUUUAUAGACCGUGUAAAUUCUAUUUACUCGUAUCGCGUAGCUGACGAUUGUUAAUAUUUUAGUUUCGCGAACCGCGCGAUCGCCGAUCCGUCCGACCAUCGAGGUCUUCGGUCACUGGUACACGAUGCACGGGGUAAAUCGCGCGUUGCGAGGCGACGGGUCGUGAAAUCGGAAACGGACAAAUUGAACUGAGAUUUGGUGGAAUCCCGUGGUCGGGAUGGCGGAGAGCGAGAAGUAGACAGGGAAUAGGGACGAACGUGAUAAACGCGAGAUGCGAAGAACACGGCGAUCGUCGGCGAGGCUGACGUUGCUCCUGAUGUGUGCGACCGUGCAGAUCGCGGUCGCGGAGCAAUGCUUCGAGCCGCGAAUACCGCUCGAGAGGGAGGUGAAGCUGGCUGUAAUAGCACCGGCCGAUUCCCGUCACGAGCAGAGUCUGCCGAGGGUGUUGCCGGCCGUUCUCCUCGCGGUCAGGUCUGUCAGCUCGGCGACGGGACUCUUACCAGGGUGGAACAUCACGGUCGACCAUCGGGACUCGCAAUGUUCCAGCACCUACGGCCCGUUGGCCGCUUUCGAAUUUUACAUCAACCGGACCGCAGAUGCUUUCUUGGGUCCCGUUUGCGAUUACGUGAUCGCGCCGGUGUCGCGGUACGCCGGAGUAUGGGGCAUCCCGGUGUUUACCGCGGGCGCGCAAGCCGAAGCGUUUCGUAACAAGGUCGCACAGUUCCCGACGCUGACCAGGAUGAUGGGUUCCCAUCGACUGGUGGGCGAAGCCCUCAGGCAUAUACUGAAGCGAUUCGGAUGGAAGAUCGCCGGUCUUCUGUAUCACAAUCACUCAUCGGUGAGCAACCGCGGCAAUUCGGAGUGCUACUUCACCCUCGACGCCGUGUUCAGGGCUCUGAAUCAAACGCCGGUCUACAAAAGCUUUGAUCAGGAAGAGACCACCGGCGAAGAUCAUAGAAACUUGCUCAGCUUCCUCGUGAAGUCCGCCAGGAUUAUAGUGAUGUGCGCCAAUUCCACGACCAUCAGGGAGAUUCUUCUCGCGGCCGAGGAACUCGGAAUGGUCGACUCCGGGGAGUACGUUUUCUUCUCCAUAGAGCUUUCGUCCAGCGAUAAUAAUUCGAAAGAGCCGUGGAGGGUCGAUACCGACACGGACGAAAGGAAUGAGAGAGCGAGGAAAGCUUACCAGGCGUUGCUGACGGUCACCGCUCGGACGCCGGACAAUUUGGAGUAUCUGAACUUCUCGCGGGAGGUGAAGGAUUUGGCGCAGAGCAAGUACAAUUUCACGUUUGGUAACAGCUCGGUCUCGACGUUCGUCACAGCGUUUUACGACGCGGUCCUUCUUUACGCCAUCGCGCUCAAAGACAGUUUGCCGGAUCGUCCUGGCAGGGUGAACUUGGAUGGUGGCAAUCUCACCCGGAAGAUGUGGGGCAGGAGCUUCAAAGGUAUAACGGGCGACGUGAACAUCGACGAGAACGGGGAUCGGAUAGCGGAUUAUUCUCUCUUGGAUAUGAAUCCGGAAACGUCCAAGUUCGAGAUCGUCGCUAAUUACUACGGUGCCAACAAGACGUUGGAAUACGUCGCUGGGAAAAAGAUCCACUGGUCGGGUGGCCGAUCGGAGCCACCGCCGGACACACCCACUUGCGGCUUCGACGGUUCUCUGUGCCCCGACAAUUCUCUCCCGGGAUACGCGAUUCUCUCGAUGGUGCUGAGCUCGAUCGUGGUGGUUCUCGUCGUCGCCUCGGUCUUCAUUUACAGGCACUUUAAGCUCGAAGCGGAAAUAGCCUCGAUGACGUGGAAGGUGCACUGGAACGAUAUUAUCGUGGUGUCGAAUGCAAAAACGAGGGGCUCGAUGUAUUCGUUGAUCGCGAACAAGAUCCGCGGUAGCCAACUGACGAUGUACUCGGACGAGAACGCCAGCUUACUUGGAGGGGUAGAUAGAAAUGUUUCAACGGGAAUUUACAAGAAUUCGAAAGUCGCCAUAAAGCUGAUACAGAGGAAAGUGGAGAUCUCCCGGCCGUUGUUGCUCGAAUUAAAGAGAAUGAAGGAUCUCCAGCACGAUCAUCUGGUCCGGUUUUACGGUGCCUGCGUCGAACCGCACUGGUGUCUCCUCACGGAAUACUGUCCGAAAGGAUCCUUGCAGGAUAUAUUGGAAAACGAGCAAAUAAAAUUGGACCGAGUGUUUCGAGUGUCUCUCAUUCAUGACAUCGUUCGAGGGAUGGCAUUUCUUCACGCGUCCGAGGUGAAGAGCCACGGCAAUUUGAAGUCGUCCAAUUGCGUAGUCGAUUCGCGUUUCGUUCUGAAGAUCGCCGACUUCGGCCUGCACGAGCUGAGGAAGGGCAAUUGUAGUGAGGCUUACGUCGACGAGAAUAGCUACGCUUAUUGGAGAAGGCAGUUGUGGACGGCACCGGAAUUGCUGCGAAUGAAAGAGCGACCACCGGAGGGUACUCAGAAAGGGGACGUCUACAGCUUCGGCAUAAUCGUUCACGAGAUCGUGGUACGCCAGGGACCGUUUUACUUGGGCGAAAACAGUAUUCUCUCUCCAAGGGAAAUCCUCGAGGGUGUCAAGAGAGGCGGAGGCUCUCCGCUGAGGCCCGUGAUCGAUGAAUCCGUCGACGAGGAAGUAGCCACCUUGAUGAAACGAUGUUGGGCACAAGACUCCGCGGACAGACCGGACUUUGCUACGCUCAAGCAGCUCAUACGAAGGAUUAACAAAGAUUAUGAGACCAGCAACAUCCUGGACAAUUUGCUCAUCCGGAUGGAGCAAUACGCGAACAACUUGGAGACUCUCGUGGAGGAGCGUACGGCCGACUACCUCGAAGAGAAGCGCAAGUGCGAGGAACUUCUGUAUCAGCUCUUACCACAAUCCGUCGCGUCUCAGUUGAUAGUCGGACGAAGCGUGAUAGCCGAGACUUACGACCAAGUGACGAUUUACUUCAGCGACAUAGUCGGAUUCACGAAACUCUCGGCCGAGAGCACGCCUCUUCAGGUGGUGGAUCUCCUCAACGAUCUGUACACGUGCUUCGACUCCAUCAUCGAGAAUUUCGACGUUUACAAGGUGGAGACGAUAGGGGACGCUUAUAUGGUAGUGUCGGGAUUACCGGUGAGAAAUGGGAUGAAUCACGCUAGGGAAAUUGCGAGGAUGAGCUUAGCCCUUCGAGACACGGUGAUGACGUUCAGUAUUCGUCACAGACCUUACGAACAAUUGAUGCUUCGGAUAGGAAUGCAUUCCGGGCCUUGCGUUGCUGGCGUGGUCGGUCUAAAAAUGCCGAGGUACUGCCUCUUCGGCGAUACGGUGAACACAGCGUCCAGGAUGGAGAGCAACGGGGAAGCUCUGAAGAUCCACGUCAGUCCGACGACGAAAGAGAUCCUCGACACUUUCGGGACGUUCCAACUCGUUUGCAGGGGCGAAGUCAACCUGAAGGGCAAAGGUACGAUGACCACGUACUGGCUGAUCGGCGAGAAACCGGCAGUGGCCACGCUGCAACGGAGCAACUCAGUGUCGUCGCCGGCGACGGCAACGACCGUGGCGACCAUGACAACGACGACGACGGUCUCUACGUCGAGCGGUCAGACUUCGACGCUUGAAGCGAGUCCGGUCACGGUUCAAGCGUCGCAGGUGAGGUCGCAGCAAGAGAAGAGGUCUUCGCAGCCGACGCGACAGGACCAGAGCUCUGAUCGAACGACUCAAACGGCGUCGAGUCAACAGCUCCGACGGCAGGACCAGCGGCCUGCUCAGAACAGGAAAGGAGCCAGCAAGGACGGCGGGGACGUCGAGGACGGUGGUGGCGACAAAGGGGGAGGCGGGGGUCGGAACAGUGGCCGGGGUGAAGGUGAAAGUAACAGUGAGAGCAGCGGGAACAAUGUCGGGGGUGCUGCGUGUGCAACGGGAAACGGCGUAGCGGGAAUCCGCGGCCGCGCGAUAGCCACGGAAACGCCGUCACCGUCGCGAAGUCGCUCGUCGGUCUCGUCGUCGAUCUCCCAGCGACGUUCCUACCAAUCCGGGGAGAACGUGCCGAACCACGCGGAGAGCGGGCCGAACGCGCCGCUCCUCGUGUCCGCGACACCCCCGCCACGAGUCUAACUUCCUUUCCCUCCACGAUUCUUCUGUCCCUGGGGGACGGAGAGAAGCAGGAAAGAGCGAGAAUCGUCUGAUUUCUAUCCGUUCCUGUACCCUCCUCCAUACCCUCCGCGUGUACUCGUAUCUUGUGUCGCUCGGCGCUUACGCGAUCCCACGUCGAUAAAUCGAUUUCAUUCGUAAUAGGUGUAACACCGUGUUUCGUCUAGUGUAGCAACGAAGAUAACUCCGAUCGGUGAACCAGAUCGAAAUUUGGGUCCACACGUUCGAAAGGAAACUUACCACCUUUCGAAGUAAAAAAAAUGCAAAUAUGGGAACACGAUCGUCGUUCGACGAGGACCGAUGGGACCCGCGCGCGUUUCCUUGGACGCACGGUCCGUCUUCGCGACUGAAAAAGGCCUAUGCUUCUUCUAAUUCCUCGUUUACGAAGAGUUCGUCUCUUUCUUUCUCUCUCCUUCUCUCUCCGCCGACGUCCGCCUCGUAAUCUCGAGAUGGACGACUUUCGACGCAUCUUAAGGACCAUCUUUCGGCGGAGAGAAAGAAAAUCGAAGACGAAACCGAGAUCGCGCAACGCGCGGCCGAAACGAAUUAUUUUUUGCGCGUGCGCGAAGCUCGAUCGAAGAUUCAAGAGAGAACGGAGACGACGAAGGAGGACGAUCACGGUUUACGGUUGAAGACACGUGAAAGCGGUCCAUCCGCGGACGAUGGACGUUUCGGAGGAAAUGAGCACGAACCAAAGCGAAGCAAAUGCGGAGCGGAGAGCAAAGAGAAAAGAGCAAGUGAAACGGAAUGUGUGAGUCUAGCGCGCGCACACGCGUCUUUCUAUGUUUCGAAGAGACUAUGAGCACGAGUAUAGAUGAUGUAUUCGUGAAAAACUUAGGCGUCGAUAAGUGUGAGAGAGCAGAGAGAGGCUGGACCUCGUUUCAAUGAAAGUCAGUCAUGUAGAAAGAUAUCGAGAUGCAAGCGGCGUAAGUGAAUCGUCGAACACGCUUUGUUGGCUACGCGAGUUCGUUGUCUGUUUGUAUGCACGCGACCAAAUUAUCGCAACAGCCCCACUUUUUCUGAACGAUGCGAUGUAACGGUGGAUGUUCGGAGAAAUAAAGUUUCAUCGACUCCA